CAGACGGGUCCGCCGCGCUCGCCUAAGCUCAUAAAAGGGAAAAAAAGCGUGUGUGGUUCUCGACGUGCCGCGAAUCUUCGAACGCGAGUGCGUUAGCAUCCGCAGGCUCGGAAAAAGCGUUCGAGGGACCGCGCCUGUUUCUCCGUCGCUGUUUCCAGCGCGCCGAGGUUACUUCGCCCGGGACUCGGCAGGAGCCCCCGGUGCCAUGGCCCUCGUGUCUGCCGACUCCCGCAUCGCGGAACUUCUCACCGAGCUCCACCAGCUGAUCAAGCAGACCCAGGAAGAGCGCUCGAGGAGUGAACACAACUUAGUGAACAUCCAGAAGACCCACGAGCGGAUGCAGACGGAGAACAAGAUUUCUCCCUACUACCGGACCAAGCUGCGGGGCCUUUACACGACCGCCAAGGCCGACGCGGAGGCCGAGUGCAACAUCCUCCGGAAAGCCCUGGAUAAGAUCGCUGAGAUCAAGUCUCUGCUGGAAGAGAGGCGGAUUGCGGCCAAGAUCGCGGGCCUCUACAAUGACUCGGAGCCGCCUCGGAAGACCAUGCGCAGGGGCGUGCUGAUGACCCUGCUGCAGCAGUCGGCCAUGACCCUGCCGCUGUGGAUCGGGAAGCCUGGUGACAAGCCCCCGCCCCUCUGUGGGGCCAUUCCAGCCUCCGGGGACUAUGUGGCCAAGCCUGGAGACAAGGUAGCUGCCCGGGUCAAAGCCGUGGACGGGGAUGAGCAGUGGAUCCUGGCCGAGGUGGUCAGUUACAGCCACGCCACUAACAAGUACGAGGUGGACGACAUUGAUGAAGAAGGCAAGGAGAGGCACACCCUGAGCCGGCGGAGAAUCAUCCCACUGCCACAGUGGAAGGCCAACCCCGAGACGGACCCCGAGGCCUUGUUCCAGAAGGAGCAGCUCGUGCUGGCCCUGUAUCCCCAGACCACCUGCUUCUACCGUGCCCUGAUCCACACGCCCCCACAACGGCCGCAGGACGACUACUCGGUCCUGUUUGAAGACACCUCGUAUGCGGACGGCUACUCCCCGCCCCUCAACGUGGCCCAGAGGUACGUGGUGGCCUGUAAGGAGCCCAAGAAAAAGUGACGCGGCGGCAGACCCGCCCUGCGCGGCCGGCCUCCCUGGGGAAGGCAGCCAAGGAUUUUCUGUGACCAAAUAAAUCCCCUCAGCUCGC
Oryctolagus cuniculus (rabbit) is the source of this 1175-nucleotide messenger RNA. It is a transcript of the gene SGF29, whose product is annotated as SAGA complex associated factor 29. Lineage: Eukaryota; Metazoa; Chordata; Mammalia; Lagomorpha; Leporidae. Gene Ontology annotation, cellular component: SAGA complex. The record is from RefSeq and is a predicted model, not a curated record.